Molecule: messenger RNA, 2165 nt
Organism: Manihot esculenta (cassava)
Lineage: Eukaryota; Viridiplantae; Streptophyta; Magnoliopsida; Malpighiales; Euphorbiaceae
Product: receptor-like cytosolic serine/threonine-protein kinase RBK1
Exons: 8
Coding region: 463-1959 (498 amino acids)
Biological process (GO): protein phosphorylation
Molecular function (GO): protein kinase activity; ATP binding
Source: RefSeq, a predicted model, not a curated record
GUUAGUCGCGGCAAAAAUGGCGACACUAAAGAUUAACGGACAUGAUUUUAUCACCAUAUAUGAUAAUAAUUUUCUUUUCCUUCAUUUUCUCUUUUGAAUUUGAUUUCAUAUAAUACACAUAUCAAUGGAAGAGUAACAGAAACUGUAUAAAUAUAGCAGAGAUUCCAAUCAUCCUCAUGCUUGUUUCUAGCUCUCUCUCUCUUUCUCUGUGUUCAAGAAUAGCCAAAUCCUAAAGAUAUACCAUUCUCAGAGACCUCCAUUCAUCUCUAUCUCUUCUUCUCUCUGUAUAUUUAUCUGGGUCUUUUUUCUUUUUCUCUCUUGGCUAGUCUGUUUGAACUAUGAAGAGAUUGGGAUUCUGAGGGUUCUUUGUUUCGGGGUAUUUGAUAUUUACUUUAUUUCAUUGAAAGAGCUCUCUUUCUUUGAUAUAAGUGUAAAGUAUCAAACACCCAGAAAUUUUAGCUAAUGGCAAUGGAAGCUACGGUGGUAGAAGAGGAAGAGAACUCUGUUUUUGUAGCUACAAAAGAAGAGGUUAUGGUGGUUGAUUUUUGUUUCCAUCACUCAAAUGAUAUUUUUUGUGUUUGUUUGUUUACAGAAGAAGAAACCCUAGAAUUCCCAGAAAUGGAAUCACAGAAUGACGAGAAAAAGAGGGAUUUCAUCCUUGAUGAACCCUCCCCAAGAUGUGUAUUGGAGCUUCCUAUGUUAAGUCCGUGCUCAGAUAGCGGCUGCAGCAGCAGCGCAAAUUCUACCGAGAAAUUAGCCCAGGGAAGUGAGGCAAAUUUGCCACAAUGGAAGAACAUGAUUGAUACGUUUAAGAAGAAAUCGGUGAGGAGAUUUUCAGUGAUCCCAUUGCUCCAAACCUAUGAUAUUAUUGCUAAGAGGAAUUUGAAAAGGAAAUUAACUAAAAUGCAAAAUUCCCCUAAUCUGAUGAUUGAUUGGGGAGGCAUGGCGAUUCCCAAACCAUCCUGGAGAAAUUUUGAUUAUAAAGAACUUGAGGCUGCAACUGAUAAUUUUAGCUCUGAGAAUAUGAUUGGGAAGGGUGGUCAUGCAAAAGUAUAUAAGGGGCGUUUACCGGACGGUCAAGUUGUAGCUGUGAAGAAGAUAGUCAAGUCUGACAAGAAAGAAGAGAAUAAAAUUGGCGAUUUCUUAUCAGAGCUUGGCAUUAUUGCACACAUAAACCACCCCAAUGCUGCUAAAUUGCUUGGUUUCAGUGUAGAUGGUGAUUUGCAUCUUGUCCUCGAAUAUCUACCACAUGGCAGCCUUGCCUCUGUUCUUCAUGGGGAAGAAGAAUGUCUAGAUUGGAAGAGAAGGUUCAAGGCAAGUAUAGGAAUAGCAGAAGGAUUGCAGUAUCUUCAUCACGAAUGCCCAAGACGCGUUAUCCAUAGAGACAUCAAAGCCUCUAACAUAUUGCUUGGUGAAGAUUAUGAAGCUCAGAUUUCUGAUUUUGGAUUGGCAAAGUGGCUUCCAGAAAAUUGGGUUCAGCAUGUUGUAUUUCCCAUUGAGGGCACAUUUGGAUAUCUGGCUCCAGAGGCUUUUAUGCACGGGAUAGUUGAUGAGAAGACUGAUGUAUUUGCUUAUGGGGUUCUAUUACUAGAGAUAAUAACAGGUCGUUAUGCAGUUGAUUCGAGUAGACAAAGCCUUGCGAUGUGGGCAAAACCACUGUUGCAGGAAAACAACGCUACGGAAUUAGUCGAUCCCCGAUUAGGAGACGAUUAUGAUCCUAACGAAAUGGAACGUGCAAUGUUUACAGCUCUAAUGUGCAUUAACCACUUACCAUCUACGCGCCCAUACAUGAAUCAGGUAGUGCAUCUACUGAAGGGUGAAGAAGAAGCAUCUAUGGAGUUGGAACAAAAGACUAAUGCAGGAAGAGCUGUGGUUUUGGAUGGCUGUUAUGUACAAGAUCAUACAUGCAGCAGUUACCUGGACGACAUGAAUCGUCAUAUGCAACUUGUGAUGGAGUAGUGUUUUGUUGUUUGAUUCACUUAGGAAGGGCUGUUGCUGUUUCUGCUGCUUUAGUUUUCCACUUUGUGUUUAUUGGGAUUAAAAGGAAAUGUUUAAAAAUGUCAUUUUCUAUGUGAGUGGAGGAAUCAACAGUUUUCUCCUUGUACAAGAUUUUCUCCCCAAGGGUUCUUUGACAUGAAAUCAUAUUUAAGUGUAAAGUAGAGCAA